This is a messenger RNA of Saprolegnia parasitica CBS 223.65, 390 nucleotides long. RefSeq lists its product as hypothetical. Bases 1 to 390 code for a protein of 129 amino acids. NCBI's taxonomy places the organism in Eukaryota, Oomycota, Saprolegniomycetes, Saprolegniales, Saprolegniaceae. The transcript has a single exon. The record is from RefSeq and is a predicted model, not a curated record.
AUGGUGACGGUGCUCGAGGCCAUCAACGAGCCCGUGCGCAUCACAGACGUUGUGUCCACUGUCGAGACGGGUCUUGUUGGCGGCGUCUCGGCGCCGGCCCCCGCGACGGCGGACGACAAGCUGCUGUACGUGCGCGCCGUGACCAAGGACGCCAACUUUGCGUCGGCAAGCGUGCCCCGUGUGUGCCCCGUGCAGUUUGUGUCCGUGGCCAAGCAGGUCGUAAGCGGCAUCAAGUACAUUUUUAUCGUGCGGGGCUGUCCUCUCGUGCCCGCGGGCCCGCUCAACAAUGUAUUCGACUGCGGGUGCGAGGCGCCCAAGACGUUCCGCGUCGAGAUCUACGAAGAUGCGACGCGCCGCAUUCAGGUCACAAACGCCGUCGUGCAGACCUAG